ACGAAAGAGACAAGAGAUUAUAACCGUAUUGUGUUGUAUUCACGCGCGUUUGAGAAAAACGCUAACGUUUUUGGAGCAGAGAAUUAGAAUUUUGAGCUCAAAGUGUUGAGGUAAGUGGCCCUGACAUGAAAAUUACGAGUGGUUAACAAAGUUAGCUAAUAUACGCCUACAUUAUGCAUGGAGAAUAGACUCGUUACAUCAAGCGGAAAGCAUCUUGCGCGCGAAGCUGGCUCGAACUAAAUAACUCAUUCCUGUACAUUAGACACGUUCAUAAUAUCGAAUAAAAUCAUCUGGCGUUUGAUGGAGUGCAGUAUCAAAUCAAUAUGUGAUCGAUACAUGAAAAGAGUCGAGAUAGUCUGAACAACUAUAUAAGUAACUCUCUCCCAUCCGAGGACUUUCCAACGGACAAGCUAAUAUAUAGUCUGUCAAAUAAAACUUGCAUGAUCAAACAUAAAUUGUAAAGGUAUACAGGUAUUAUAGUAGUACAUCAAAUCUAUUUAGUACACAAAGUAACUUUUCGACUUUUCUACAAAUAUAAAACAUUAAAUGAAAUAAGCUUGGCAAAACAUGCCGAACAAUAUUUAAAAGAUUAUUGAAGGAUAAACAUAUUAAGAUUCAAAUAGAUAUGGCAAAAUUUGUGGAAAACCUUCACAACAUCAUUGUUUAAAACUAAGCUGAUGCCAGCCUGAUGUAAUAUACUGUAUGAUAAUUUAAAAACACUUGCCACCAGAAAAUGAAUUUUACGCUAGCUGAAGAAUAAAUAUUUAAUAAGCUGUUCACAAAAGCUGUUGCCGUGGGACGCAGACAGUUUGUAAUUGGUUAUUUGUAGAGAAGUGAAAAUAUCUUUUUUAAAGUUAACCGCAUGAUCUCUCAAACGACGAAGCGUAAAAAUGGGUCUAUCACUCCCAAACAAUGAAACCGCGUGUUGGCAGGUAAUACGGAUAUAAACAACGGGAGCUUAUUCUAGAAUACUACCUACACUGGACCACCACGUUUGAGAUAUCUUUUUCAGGUAUAGCUCAGAGCCUCAGACACAAACCACGACAGUUUAUUGUAGAAUACUACCUACACUGGACCACCACGUUUGAUAGAUCUUUUUCAGGUAGUUCAGACACAAACCACGACAGCUUAUUGUAGAAUACUACCUACAAUGAACCACCAUGUUUGAGAUAUCUUUUUCAGGUAGUUCAGACACAAACCACGGUAGCUUAUUGUAGAAUACUAUACCUACACUGGACCACCACGUUUGAGAUAUCUUUUUCAGAUAGUUCAGACACAAACCACGACAGCUUAUUGUAGAAUACUACCUACACUGGACCACCACGUUUGAGAUAUCUUUUUCAGGUAGUUCAGGCUUAUUGUAGAAUACUAUUCCCAAAUUGUUCUUCAUUUCAUAGGGUAAGAAUGGAUAUUGAGGAUAAUAAUGGACAAAGACACAGUCCACCAAAAUUACCCCCGAAGUCUAGGUUUAACGACCAGGAGUCUACGGCGGUACUCAGACUUUUAGUUAAACAAGAAAAACUGUUGAAAAAUAAAGAAGACAACCCAGCUUUGAAGCGAACACCUGAGAAAUCUACGAGACAUUUACCUCCAGUGACUCCAGAUCUCGGGGAGGGAGGGGGACAAAACAUGGGGACACAGGAGGAACUGGCGCAUUAUAGACAUCUACCAGCCUGCAUUUCAAGUGAAAGGCCUGCUUCUGCAGGUGGAAUAUAUCAAAGUGCAAAGUUGGCAAGAGCUAAAGAGAGGCCUAAAGGUUCUUAUGGACGUCGCCAGCAGCAACAACAACAGCAGCAACAGCAACAACAACAGCAGCAACAGCAACAGCAGCAACAGCAACAACAACAACAGCAGCAACAACAACAGCAACAACAACAAACAGAAACCACGUCAAGAUCACAAAGCAGGAGGCUGAAAGAACGUGAAAGAUCGUUUUCUUACGAAGAGACUAUUUCAAAUUUAAACGAACACACACUAAAAUUGAACGUGAAAACACCUAUAUCACGCACGCGUAGUUGCCCUGUUAAUUACGAAACACAUAUUCCUCCAAUUUCUCAGAACAAAAAUUCAAUGCGUUGGAUUAAUUCCAGUUCAACGAACUCUGUUAGCAAAUUCAACCUUAAAAGCGGACAGUUUUAGAACUAACAACUGUAUUUUUAUAUUUCAGCGUUGUUAAAUAAACAAACAUAUACUGAGCAAAAAAUAU
Paramuricea clavata is the source of this 2206-nucleotide messenger RNA. NCBI's taxonomy places the organism in Eukaryota, Metazoa, Cnidaria, Anthozoa, Malacalcyonacea, Plexauridae. The record is from the annotation of a GenBank genome assembly.